Molecule: messenger RNA, 4926 nt
Organism: Achroia grisella
Lineage: Eukaryota; Metazoa; Arthropoda; Insecta; Lepidoptera; Pyralidae
Gene: ocm
Exons: 6
Coding region: 320-4714 (1464 amino acids)
Source: RefSeq, a predicted model, not a curated record
UUGAGAUAACUACACUACAAAGAAAACAUUUUUGCUUAUUUUACCUUUGGAAAUAAAAAUUAAUAUAAAGAAGUAAUUAUAAGCAUUUUCUUAUUUUUUCUCUAUUAUAUUAAACAAAUUUUAGAUUUGGUAGAUUUUUAACUAUAAGUUCGUACAUGUAAAUAAUGCGUCGUGGCAUAGAAUCAACCAGCGGCCAUUUUGUGUUCAAAAAGUCAUCAGAUGGAAAACAACAAAUUUGCUCCAAAAUAAACUUUAAAGACCCGAGGCUGGAAACAGGAUAUUAGUGCACCGUGCUGGACAACAAACCACUUUUGAUAACAUGGAAAAAAAUGAGAAAGUAUUUACUUCGGAAAUAACUAGAGGACAACAAAAAGAAAUCAGCGGUCUUUAUGAACUAAUAAAUAUAAUUCCCGCUAAACCUAUAGUUAGUUUGAAUUUGAGUACAGCUGAAAAGAAUUCAUGUGAAUUUCAACCCAGAACAGAUAAAUAUUAUGAGGCAAAAAGAAAUAAUAAAUAUAAAGUUAAAACUGUUAAGGAUAUUAGAAGUUUAUUUGAAAAAGACGUGUAUCGUUAUUUGUUUGACGAUUUGGACAAACAGCAAAAAAUAUUAUUAAGGAAAAUAAGAGCAGGGUCCUCUAAAGACACAAAUACAAUUCAACUAGCAAAAGAUAUUUUCAAAUCUGGGAAUCCAAUAUCUAGGUCUGCAUGGCAAAUGUUAAUAAAUAUUAAUCCAGAAAAGUACUCUCAUCCAAAUCAAUAUGUUUUAUACAAUGGUAAAUAUAUACAAGUAAAUGGCAGUAAAGGGGGACGAAAUAAAUUUAUUUGUAAUUAUGAUUUGAAACGUCAUAAGGAAUCCUUUAAACCAAAAGUUACCGGUAAAAAAAAUAUUUUAAUUAAAAAGAAGAGACUUUUACAAAAUUCCUUAAGUGUAAAAUUUAAACCUGGUCCAUUAAAACUAAAAAAAUACCUUGAUGAUUCUUAUCAGAAGUAUCACGUUGGUAAUACAGAAGUAGUAAACCUACCAAAACCCGGUUUAGAAGUUCAACCUACCUAUGGUUGCUCCGUCGAACCAACAAUAUCGAACUUCUUAAAUAGUUUGCGAGAUAUAGAUGGUUUUAUAUCACAAAAAUGGGCAGAAUUUGCGGUAUCUGUAUUAGGAAAUGUAGAAAAAUCGCAUGCUAUUCAAAUUGAUAAGUGCUCUGUAACUUUUGGUUUAAGUUACAAAUAUGAUCAAUAUCGAAUGCUUAUGAGAAGGAAUCUUGAUAAACAAAAUAAUUUUUAUCCCCAAUGUAAACCAAUAUCCCAAAACAUAAUAGAUGUUAGUGAUAUCAUACCUGAUGUGAAAAUUGUAAUCGAAAAAAUUUUAGAUUCGGUUGAAAUCAAUCAGAUACAGGACAAUAUGUAUACUGGAAUAGACGAACCCAGAUGUGCUUCUCCCGAUGGUUUAUGUAAUGCUAAGAAUUCUUUAUCAAGAGAGAAAUAUAAAAAAAAAUAUGGUGAGUUGGAUAGACUUGAUGUAACUAUUAUAACUUUACCUGAAAAUUCACAGCAAUUAACACCACAAGCAUGUUUGAAUUCUUUUUGCACGUUGGGUUGUGUCUGUGCAUCGUUGAAAUCUCCUGUUCUUUUUAAAAAUCAUUGUGGUCGAAUAGAUUGUAUGUUUGAAUGUAAAUGUGACUUCUCAAAGUACAAAGUAACAGAUAAUUUUGAUAGCGACUGUCCAGAAUAUUUACCAGGUUUGAUAAAUUUAGAUAAUGAGAUAAAUUUAAAAUUAGCAAAAGAAGAACAGAAAUUUCAUCAAACCGUGGUUUUCUCUGGUGAAAAAAGCAUAUUACUUAAGAGUCGAAAAAGAAAUUGGAAAGCAUCAAAAAAAUAUGCUGAUUUUUAUAGCAGUAUGUGUCUAAAAUCGGAUAUGAAAAAAGAACCUGUUUUGUGUAUAACAGACAUGAAAUUUAUUUGUGAAAAUAUUGAACCCUGGUGUAUGGUGCAUAACUUGUAUAAAUGUUUUUGUAAAGGCAAAAUUACGUAUAACUCUUAUACAAUGAUAGUUUCACAAGAUGUGCCCAUUAUAGAAACGUUAGAUCCUAAAGAUAAAGACUCCUCUGAUAGCAGUAACAUUUCAAAAUGUAAUCAACCUAAUUUAAGUAAUAUAACUCGAUCAAGACUACGUUCGGAACGAAUAAAAAAUAACGAUAAUACUCCAAGAAUAAUUGAUAAUUCUGUUUGUAACAGUAACGUUUCAGUAUGCUCAAGCUCGUCUGAAAUGUCAUAUAUAUAUAGUACUUGUGCUAGAGUCAACUCGUAUACGGGAAGAAAAUUUAGUAAUGGCUACUAUAAAAACGCUAACUAUAAAAUUUCACAAUUGGAAAAAAAUGAUCGUAAUUUAAGCAAGAAGUUACGUUAUUUAUGUAAUCAAAGUGAAUUACAACAAAACAACAAAAAAAUAGAUAAUAUAGUUACCGCGUCUGGUAAAAGUGCAACUUCUAAAAAUGUUUCACAAUCUUCUGAUUAUAAAAAAACAGAUGUUUUACCCAAUUAUAUAAGAUCCAGCAUUGACGGAACAAUAAAUAAAAAGAAAUUAGUAGCAUGGCUCGAAUAUAGUUAUAAACUUUAUAAAAAGCGGUCUGAGGAGGGUAAGAUUAACAUUACUCUACAAGCUCCUAAACUUAAUAAAGUAAUGCUACAUCCUUGGGAGUUCAUUUUAAGUAGAUACAGAGAGCGGAAGAACCAUUAUUUAGUUUCGAAGCAACGACCGUAUCGUAUAUUCAUGGCUGUGGAUAUAAACCAUCCAUUUUUUUUGGAUUGUAUGAAUAUUGAUGACAUUCGAUUUGCUGAUCUUCAUAAAUAUCCCUCGACAAUUAAAAAUUUACUUACUAAUGCAACUGAUUUAAAAGAUAAUUUUUGUAUACUUUGUGGUUUAACUUUCUGCUGGGAAUUAAUUGGUACUGUAACAAAAAUGAGCGAAACUAAUAAUGUUGACGGCGAAACAAAUCAAGAUAUCUUAACAUAUGAUAGUAGUGAACUCCUAAAAUAUUUAGACGAUUCGGAUAAUUCCUCAAGCCAUGUUUCCAACUCUGUUUCGUCUGACAUGGAUAGCUUGGAGUAUGAACUCGUUCCUCAAGAAAGUACUCAAAAUUGUAACAAUACAGAAAAUUUUGACAUACAAAACAAAAAUUCGACAAACAGUACAGAAAAAACUACACCAGAUUCAUCAAAAUGGUUUGUAAUGACCGUUGAAAAUGAUUUUACCGAGAUUCAAUUCUUUAAUAAAGGAUUUUUCGUAAAAUAUGAAAGUAUUAUAAGAGCCAUAAAUAUAGCUCGAAAGGCAAACAAAACAGUCCGCUUAUCUUCUCAAAAAUGUACGGCCAAAAACAGCAAUCCACAAUUUGGUAUAUAUGCUAUUCCAUGUACUAACGAAUAUUGUGUAUUUAUGGGCCCUUAUGAACCUGACGAACCAUUAGGAGUGGAAACAAUCAAAACUGUAUUUCAUACUUUCACAUCAAAAGGAACUCGAGGUUUUUGGAUUACUACUGAUAAGGUUGACAAUUUUAAAGUUAUUGAUAAUCCAAUGUCAUUUAUGCCAAACUCAAACUCUAUAAAUACGGAAAUAAUACCUCUAGAAAAUAGCAUUAUUAUUGAGGAUUCUGCAGAAAAUAAAGAUAACGGUGCUGAAGAAGCGAGUACAAAUAAAACUUUGGAAAGAGAGACUGAUCCGAAAAGUUAUCGUAUUAUGAAACCUAUUAAAAUUAAAAAAGGCCAGUUGCUGAAAUCUGCUUCUUUAUUUAAUAAAAUUGCUUCUCAGAAUACUAUUUCAGAUGCUCAGGGUGCUUCCUUAUUAAGAACUGAUUGUUUAGUAAUUAAUGCAAACAACACAUUAUCAAGAACACAUUCUGUGCUACAUACAAAGUUGAAGUCCUUAAAUACAUCUCUUGUUAACUUUAAAACUUGUUUAAUAUCUACCAUACCAUCGACUGUAAAUUACCAAUCGAGUCCGGUAUUAGUACAAAAAAAUAUAUCAUCCUUAUCCACUAAUGAUAAAAUCGUCACAGUAAAUAAUGCACCUAUCAUUAAAAUAACUGAAGUUUUUUCGGAAUUUAAUAAACCUUCAGAAAAAAGAACCAUUGUGACGAGCGAUAGGGGUAUGCUUAUUUUAAAACCAGAAGACAUUAAUGAAAGACUAACAACAAAUAUCCCAAAGUCACAAAAUUCUAUUCAUAGUGAUGAAGAAAUCAAUAAUGACAUUACAAAUUUAAUGGCUGGUGAAGUUAGUCGUGAUAAUAAUGAUAUUUUUAUAAUCUCUGAUGAAGAAGAUGACAUUACAUCUGACGUUAAUGAUUGGAAAGAAGUAUGGAUAGAGUGCCAGAAUAUUGAAACAGUUGGCUGGAUUUUAGGACGAAGGGAUUCAAAAAAAUUUUUAAGUUUUGAACUUCCUGGAUUAAAUUUUAGUGAUUUUUAUCCGCAGGAUGUUGCAUUUUAUAAAAUUAACAAAGCCUUGUCAAAAACACUCCACAUACCUGGACAUGUUGAAAUUGAAUGGCGCGUAGUUGAAUCAAAAAGUGAACUGAAGACAGAUAAUCAAUUAGGACUUGAGCAUUUGAAGCCUACAUUUUGGCUGGCAAAAGAAGCGAAAGCAGGUGAUAGCGACAUAAAAAGUAAUUCUAAGAUGGAAAGUGGGCAGACUUAUACUGAUAAAUACUCAGAAACACCGUGCUGAUCAAUAUCUGAAUGAAGAAAAAAUUUCACACUAGUAAAAUUUUUAUUUUACUCUGCAGGAUCAUACUUGUGCAAUUUCAUCAUUAGUUACGCGAUGACUGAUUAAAUUAAUGCUAUUACAAAAUAAUAUUGUACAGUUAAAUUUGUUAUAAUAUAGUGAUCUAGUGUUUAAGUGAAAAUACAUAAUUACCUACUUACAUCUAUUCAGAAAUG